GGGUAGCAACACCGUUUAAAAAACUUCGUUGAGUGGUAGAAUUGCCAGUUUUGGGCGCUUCAUUGAUGAAACACUGCCUUCCACUCCUCUGCGUGCAGUUUUCCUUUCUCCCCCCUCCUCCAUUCUCACCGCUGUUGUUUUAUCGGCGUAUGUGCUGUGGGAAACGUUUUUCCUUCUUGUUGUUGCUACGGGAGUUUCCCAUUCAUUUGCACGCGAAUUGCCUGGUGCCGCUGACGACUUGUUCAUCCCUAACUGUUAUACACACACACACACCCACUCGGAGCUGCCCACGCAGUUCGUUCUAACCGAUAUUGUUUUCUGACGGGGAAAAAGCGACAACACAAAAUCCACCGCUUUUUGCACCUUCUAACAUCGAACACUGCGUGUCUAUCCUGGUGCUGUGGUUUUGAGUGUGUACGGACAACGGGCAGGCAACACGUUCCCUUUCUUCUCAUAUGCUAUCCACCGAUCAUGGCUUCAGCACUUCGGUAAAGCGCAGUGGCCACGCUGCCUGUUGGUGUGCGGCCUUGGGCGGCAUCGUGCAGUUCGGCGGCUGGCCUCCCAGCGAGCAGCUCAGCGACGUCGUCCGUCAUGAGGGUUCGAACUGUCCGCUCUUUUACAUGCCGGUGACCACCGUCGCACGACAUCUGCACCGCGCCGAUCAGCGGCGUCGCGUGGACAGCCUGGAGGCGGCACUGGCGCACCACCGUCAGUACCGCCUGCGGGAGCUUCUAAACUUGGCCUCCGAUAGCACACCGGGAACACCACAGACGAUUUCCGUGGAAGAUGGAUUGCCCGUGGUGGGCGAGGGAGUGGCUGCCACGGCGCCGUUGUCACCCCCGCCAAGUGCGCUUUCGAUGACGACGGAGGAGGCGAGUGAGCGCGGUUUUGUCUACGACGAAGGCUACGUCAGCGACGUCGCCGAGAGCGAGGGCGACGCUUCUGAGAGCGUCUCGAGUGCUUUCUCUUCCACUGACAGCGCGCCCCACAGAAUGCGUGACGCAGCGCACGAUGCCGCCCCCGCACAGCCGACGCAGUCACCGCACCUCUCCGCACUCGAGGCCCCCGCACCUCCACCGAAUGUGACCACCCCAACGAUCACCGUGGAGCUGCUGCGGCAAGUGACCGAAGAAACGGAGGACCGACGAACCGAUCGAGCCGCCGCCGCGUCCACCAUCACCGCAUCGCACGGUGGGACCACCCUCAGCCGCGGCACCCAGACUGGCCCCGCCAUCUCCUCCACACUUCACAGUCUCGUCAAGAGCGGUCUCCCAGCGGUCAAUCGCGAGGCCCCGCCGCGGCAGCGCGACACGCAGGAGGUAUUAGGCAAGUACACGGUGCGGCCCUUACGCUGGCACCAAAUUUGCCCCCCCGUCGCGCCCCGCACCCGUCACGGACACCACCUCGUCUCCUGCGGUGACCGCCUCUACGUGAUUGGCGGCAGCUACUGGGCUCACGGCAACGCGCUGGCGUCGACAGACAUGGUGUACGAUACGCGGAAGAAGACGUGGCAGCAGGUGCCGUCUUUGUUUUCGCCGCGCUUUUGCGCCGCGCUGGCGAGGAGCAACGCGGUUCCCACCGCGAAGGGGGCGCUGGCUUCGACGGCCCCGACGGACGCAUCGGGAGAGCCGCCGGUGUGCGAGGAGCAAGUUCUCUACUACUUUGGCGGCCUCAACUACUCCCGCGAGCUCACCAACACGCUUUACCGCUUGUGGCUUCCACAGGGGGCGCUCGAGGAGCUGCCGCAAUACGGCGCGGCUCCACGGGAGCAGUUCAAGGGCAUUCUGGUGUGCGACAUACAGCGCGAGUGCAGCCCGGCGGAGCGCAAGCGGGGUGAGCGGGCGGUCGGGCACCUUUUCUACAUGGAUGGGAUGCAGAACGGACGACCGAUGGCGCCGUACCUGCGUGUGUACAACGUCGCCACGGGUAUUUGGGUGCGCGUGUGUCCCUCGCCGGACCUCGUACGGAGCCAGGUCUCCUUGCUGCAGUACGAAGCCGUGGCGGACGGCAACACAUACGCGGUGGAGACUGCCGCAGUCCGCCCGACGCGACUAAAAAGGUUUGAGGUGGUUGGUGGUAUGCCGUCUCGCCGUGGCAAGCAGCGCCGCUCUGGCAUGUGCUACUCCUUCGACGCGGCGCAGCAGCGGUUCGACUACUCACACGCGCUGCCCGUCCCGGGACUCACCGCGCACUGCACCAUCCCGCUGCCCGCCCUGUCGGAGGAGGAUGUGCACACCAAUUCUGGCAACGCUACGGCAGCUGCCGAGGUGCAUCUUCACCUCCUCGCGGACGGCGUCACCAGCGUUGCGGCGUACCGGGCGGCCCUGGCGUUGCUGCGUGAGAAGUACGGUGUGUGGUCGGUCUGCUGCGGCGGCAACGAAGACGGAAGCGAUGCAGAGCAGAACAGCCUGGGUGUGCCGGUGGGCUGGCUCUACCUCUUUGCCCCUCGCACCAUCCCGCUAAGUGAAGUCGCGCGAGUGCAGAUCGACGGUCUACGCAUUCCGAUGACCGCACUCAGCGCGCAAAAAGAUGAGCUGCUGGAUGAGCUUUUCUGA
This is a messenger RNA of Leptomonas pyrrhocoris, 2555 nucleotides long. RefSeq lists its product as hypothetical. The transcript has a single exon. Gene Ontology annotation, molecular function: protein binding. NCBI's taxonomy places the organism in Eukaryota, Euglenozoa, Kinetoplastea, Trypanosomatida, Trypanosomatidae. The coding region runs from base 456 to 2555 and encodes 699 amino acids. The record is from RefSeq and is a predicted model, not a curated record.